AUGGAAACAAAGGACAAUCCCUCAAAGCCUUUUGUGUUUCCAGUCAUGAAAAAGACAAUUGAAGACCUAUUUACUAAGUCGAAAAUUACGAAAGAUGAUAUCGAAGCUUUCCAAGACAAAUAUUGGGAACAACUUGUUCCUAAUUUCAGUCAAGCACUGAAGCUUCUGGAUAUACACGGAGUUCCAAGACAUAAUAUUUUAUGGAGCAUAAACGAUCGCCUUAUGGAUGCUAUUAAGGCUAGAGUUGACUCGAAGCCUGAUGAUUGUGACCAGAAAAAAUGCCAAAAACUCUGGCAGAAGCUUAUCAAGACGGGAAUAGUGUAUAUUCAUCACCCAUAUAUGCGUUCAUUAAUCAUGCAGGUUCUUGGUAAAAUGAAUUCGAUUAAAGAAAGGCAUGUCAACCUAAUUGUUGACAACAAAUAUUUAUAUGAUGAUGCUCCUUUACCGGUCUUACGUCAUAUUUGGGUUGCUCAUCCUCACAAAUUUCAAGAGGAAUUAGAUAAAGUUAUAGCAACAUUUCAAUCUACAUGGUCUUCCGCUAUUUUGGAUGCCCUUUCAAUGUCUAUCACGUCUACUGCAUCGACAACAGCUGAUCUUGUCCCAAUUCUUUAUUGGCCACCUCGUCGUCGUAGACGUGAUCCUUCAAUUGUACGGAUUGUUGAAAUGAUUGGAGAAGGACAAGUCUUGUAUGAUAAAACUAUAAGCAUACUUCGUGAUCAAUGUAUAAAAUGUGAAAAAGCGGCUUAUUCACUUAUGGAACAGCAAAUCAAAUCGACAAUUGGAAAUAAUAAUUCAUCUGAGGAAAUAGAUGAACAGCCACCACCAGCUAAACGAAGUAGACAACGUUUAUCAAGUAAAGAAAAAUCUUCAGAUAUAACACAACGUUUAGCUAAUCAACCUAUUCCAUAUAUCCCAUUAGCUUUUAUGCCUAAUCAACCUUCAGUUGCUUCAGCCACUUUAUGCACACUACGUUUUGAUUUAUUGAUGAGUUUAAACGAAGCAAAAAUUGAUCGACUGUGUGUUCCUGAUAGAAUUCAUCGUUUUGUUUGGUGCUUAGAUGCAUGUGUUCGCAAUCGUCGAAUCGAUCAAAGGCAUGCUAGUGAAUUAGCCUAUCAUUUACAAUUACAACGUCGUCGUUGGGCUAAAGAAACAGCUGAUGAAUGUCAUGAAUCAUAUGGAGAAUCUAAUGAGAAUAUCAGUGGAGAAAUGUCUAAACGUGGACAUUCUAGUUCUUCUCGCGGUAAAAAUUCUAAAAGUGGUAAAACCAAUCGAAAACAAUCUCCUUCAAGUACAGAAAAACAGUGCGAUUUAGAGGAUGUAGAAAAGACAGCUGAUGUAAACUUUUUAGAAAAAGAUAUGCAUAUGGCUUGUCGAGAUCCAUGGGUUGUUUACACCAUUUGUACAUCAUUAAUUCGUUACGUGCUUAAUGGACUUUAUGAAGACAAAUUACCUCGGGAUAUACCUGAAGUACACUUACUUGUUCAUUUAUUAGUACUUGGCUUAGGCGACGAUUUAAUCCCGUAUUCUUGUUUACAAUUAAAAACUAAAGAAAGUUCUAUGAGUAAACGUAAUAAUACUACCGAUAUUGAUGAUCCUACAUUGAAUUGUCCAUCGAAAGCACUAAUUAGUUAUAUUUUACCAGCUGUUGCACAAUUACAAGUAUUAACAUGGAGAGCACAAGUGGCUGAAGAGAUUUUAACAUUAAGCAAUAAUUUAUGGCCUACUACUAGUUUGGAAAAUACUACUGGCAGUAGUAAUAGUAGUAGUGGUGGCGGUGGUGGUGGGUUAACAUUAUCUAAUAAUAAUACAAAUCAACGACCAACAUCUCAUGAAUCAAGGGAAUCAUUUAAUCCAUCAUCGUCAUCAUCAUCACCAUCAUCAUUGCCAACAACAUCACCACCAUUGGUUUGGCAAAAACGUAUUAAAGAUGCUACUCAAUGUGUCAAUAUAACUGUACCAUCAGGUUAUUUAGCACAUCCAAUUGGUUAUUUAAUUUUACAAUAUCAUUGUUUAUUUUGUUUAGAACGUAAUGAAUUAGCUACAUUACGUGCUUUAUUAAAAUUAGCUGUAACACUUGCACAAUCACGUGUAAAUCGUUCUAACCAUAAUAAAUCUACAACACAAUCUCAACCAAUUACACCAACAAAAGUGUUAUGUUCUGAUUCAUUAAAAGUUUUACAAGCUUUAGUUUUAGGAAUUUCACGUUUACCUCAAUCUGCACCUGCUUUUGUGGAUAUUGAUCGAAAUACACACAUUACUGAAGGUUCUGUUGAAUCUUCUUUAAAUGAUAAUACUGGUCAAUCAGAUUCUGAUAAUAAUUCAUCUAAUAUAUCAUCUCUAGUUCGUACAAAUUCAAUGAUGUCAAAUAUAAUUUCUAACAAUGAAUUAGGAAAUAAUAUUAUUGGUUUUACUAAUGUUCUAAAUUCUACUUGUCAAAAUACUAAUCCAGAAUCUUACUCUACCAUAACAGGAUCAAUUGUUACACGUGCGAAUUUAGCUGGUCUACUCAGAUCUAGUUUACCAUUAAUUAAUGAUGUACAAUUAUUAGCUCUUGCUCAAGUUGCCUUACUUGUACCUGGACCAACGAAUACUAAUUUAGGAACUGGUGGUAUGUCUAGUAGUAGUGGUACCAAUGUAUCCUCCAUUCAUCCUUUAUCUUCUGGAACUACUACUACUACUGUCACUACAACUACUACGGAUGUUAGUAGUAUCAAUGAAUCUGUCUCAGCUGCACCUAGUUUAAGUGAACGUGAAAGACUUGUCAAUACAUUAGCAAGACAUUGUAACAUUACAUCUGUUGGUAGUACUGGUACAUUGUCAACUACUGAUUCGAAUUUAUUAUUUGAAUCCGGUACACAACAAUCUGGUACAGCAGCAGGUACAACUGGAAGCUAUAAAUCAUCAAAUCCACGCGUUUUAGCUGCUUUGGAUGUUCUGCGUAAAGAUAUUGAAAAAUCCCAUAAUUCGCUUGCAUCACCGUUAACACCGACAAAUUUAGUUGGAAUUAAAACUGGACCUGGUGGUUAUAGUUUAUCAGCGUCAUCAUUAAAUGCAUCAGCAAAUCUCUUAACAAACUUUACUGGUUUCCAAAUGCCAGAUGCAUGGGUUGCUCCAUCGCCUCGUAGUCCUUUAUCGACUAAUAAAUAUUCACGUUUUGGUGCAGAUUCACUACAGUCAUCGAAUAAUAGCAGUACAUCAUUAACUGGUACCAGCUUAUCAUCGUGUUACUCAUCAUCAUCAACAUCAUCUUAUGGUUUACAUUUGCCUAUUGGAACACCUCUUACUAAUCCAGGUCUAAUGGGAGCUACACCUCACCUAAGUAAUCUACAUAUUGGACAAGGUCAAAUGCCGAGUCUACGUAAACUACCAAAGCUUACUCCCUCACCUGAUCUAUUAUCAUCGUUAUCAUCAUCUUCUUCAAGGGAAUUCCGUACUCCUCUUUCGCCUAAUCCUAUUCAUCAGCAAAGAAAUAAGUUUGCCACUGAUACAUUGUAUGCUUCAUGCCCAUCUCCGGCUGUACAUCGACCAGAUGCCUCUCAUGAUAACAGUAAUAUUGCUAUUCCUAGAUCUCCUUCACCACCACCUUCGUAA
Molecule: messenger RNA, 3591 nt
Organism: Schistosoma mattheei
Lineage: Eukaryota; Metazoa; Platyhelminthes; Trematoda; Strigeidida; Schistosomatidae
Source: the annotation of a GenBank genome assembly